Molecule: messenger RNA, 3570 nt
Organism: Phragmites australis (common reed)
Lineage: Eukaryota; Viridiplantae; Streptophyta; Magnoliopsida; Poales; Poaceae
Product: PWWP domain-containing protein 1-like
Exons: 2
Coding region: 119-3283 (1054 amino acids)
Source: RefSeq, a predicted model, not a curated record
UCUAAUAGCAUUACAUUAUGAAACCAAACAAAAAUUGAAAUCACCCAUUCCACCUCUUAUAUCCCUGUAAUAUGAUUUCGUUUUCAUUUGCAUUACAAACAUUGCCUAUAUUCCAAGUAUGCCCCUCCUUCCUUCCCUCUCCCCGGCCCAGAUCUCCAAAUUUCCCCAUCCGCCGAACCCCAAACCCAAAUCAAGGCCCAGGACGAGCGGCCCUCCACCAAAAUCUAGGGUUUCGAUUCCCCUCCACAGGAUGUCCGACCCCGCCGCCACCGGCACCCUCGUGCCCGCCGGAGACGGCGGCGCGUGGGCGAACGGCGGACCCCGCUUCGGCGACAUGGUAUGGGGCAAGGUGAAGUCCCACCCGUGGUGGCCUGGCCACAUCUACAGCAUCACCCUCACUGACGAAGAGGAGAUUCACCGCGGCCACCGCGACGGGCUCAUCCUCGUCGCCUUCUUCGGUGACUCGAGCUACGGCUGGUUCGAGCCCCACGACCUCGUCCCCUUCGAGGGCCACUUCGCCGAGAAGGCCGCGCAGGGCGGUAGCACCCGUAGUAACUUCGCCGCCGCCGUCGCGGAGGCCGUCGACGAGGUCGCCCGCCGGAGCGCACUCGCGCUGCUCUGCCCGUGCCGGAAUCCCGAAGCCUUCCGCCCCCAUCCCUACGACGCCAGGUUCCUCCAGGUGGAUGUGCCCGGGUUCGACUCCAACGCCGACUACCACCCCGACCAGAUCGCUGCUGCGCGGGACCGGUUCGUCCCGCCGAAGGCGCUGGACUACCUGCUGAACGCCGCCGUGACACAGCGGGACGCCGCGGAGGAGGCUGCGCGUACCGUCCCGGGGAUCGAGAUGGCCGGAUUGUUAGCAGCCUACCGCCGCGCAAGGUUUGCUGAGCGCGACACCACCUACGCCGAGGCGUUCGGGGUGGAUCCCGAGAAGGCGCUCGCUGCUGAGAAGAAAGCCGCGGCUGAGCGAGCUCAACGAGCUCGGCCGCUCCAGGGCCACAGGAAGACGCCGGAGCAGCCCACGGCCGGCCCGGGCCGCCGGAGGGGCGGCGCCGCCGGUGCAGCGGAGAGGCUCAUGGAAAAGAUUGUGCCCGGCGCCUCCGCCAUGAGGGCCAAGGCCAGCAAGAAGGACCAGUACCUGCUCAAGCGCCGGGAGCCGCCGGAGCCGUCAAAACGGCCGGCGCCGCUCCCGGACGCGCCGCCCGCGCUGGACGACGGCCCGCCUGGCUUCUUGGGCAACCCGCCGACGCCGCCGCUGCCCGGGAGCACGGUUGACGAGGAGGAGUUCAUGCUGCAGAGGCGCGCGCCGCCACUCGAGAUUCUGCCCGCCGCACAGGCGAGCGAGGGCGCCACCGACGCCGCCGCAGACGCCGCGCCCAAGAAAGCGACCAAGCCCAAGAAGGCACGCAAGCGCGACCGGGAGGAACAUGCCGACGCUGGCCCCCCCGCCGCCGCCGACGCGGCCGCGGCCGCGGCCGGCGAGCCCAAGAAGAAGAAAAAGAAGAAGCUUUCCGACUUCGACAGCGGCGCGGCCCCCAUCGCUACCGCUGCCGCCGCUGCCGGCAGCGGCAAGCCCGCCGCUUUCCCGCCCUCCAAGGUGGUGGUGGACCUCGACGGUCUUAACCUGAAACAGGUAAUAUCGGACCUUCGGAACCUCCCGCUCGCUCCCUUCCACGGCGCCGACAGUCGCAUCUCUGAUACCUCUCGCUCCUUCGUCCUCGCGUUCCGCUCAAAAUACUACAAGAAGAGCUACGAGAACGAUCCACCCGAAGAGUCUAAGAAGGGCUUGGACAAGCCCAUUGCCGCCGGCGACGACCAGCCGCCGAAGAAGAAGAAGCCAGUCGCGAGGCCCGGCGCCACCGGCGACCCUGCGAAAGCCGGCGUGAAGCGCGGGCCAUCGGAUCGGCAGGAGGAUCUGGCCGUCAAGAAGAAAGCCAAGCUCGACAAGAUUAAGUCACUGUCUAACGAGAAGAAGGCUGGAGGUCUGGAGCAGAAAGAUACCGGCGCGGCCGCAGCGGGCGGAACGCUGGCUGGUGCUGCACGUGCUGGCAUGAAAGAGAAGGCUGAGGCGGCUGCCAGGAAGAAGGAGCCGGCGCCGGCGCCCAGGAUUAAGACGCCGACGGCGCUGAUGAUGAAGUUUCCGCAGAAGAGCACGCUGCCGUCGGUGGCCUCGCUGAAGGCGCGGUUCGCGCGGUUCGGGCCGCUCAACAUCGACGGCAUCCGCGUGUACUGGAAGUCCCACAUGUGCCGGGUCAUCUACAGGUUCAGGUCCGACGCCGAGGCCGCGCUCAAGUACGCCAGGAGCAACGCCAUGUUCGGCCAGGUGGACGCCCAGUACUACCUCCGCGAGGUCGAGUUGUCGGGCGGCGAGCCGCCGGCGUCCGAUGCUCCUCCGCCACGCUCCGACCUGCGGCUCAUGGAGACUGCUCCGUUCAGGCCCGGGAGCUCCGGCAAUGGUGCUCCGCUGGCGCUGUCCAGGGCUGUGCCGGCGCGCACGGCCGUGGGCCAGCAGCCCAAGUCGAUCCUAAAGAAGAGCACGGAUGAUGGCACGGCAGCCGCAGCUAGCGCGAUCAGGGAGGUCUCUCGUGUGAAGUUCAUGCUGGACGGUGGGGACAGCAAACUCGAGCCGCCUGCACCUCCCACGAGCGGCGGCGGAAGCAAUGGCGCGGACAGCGGCGCACCGGUCAGAGGCGCCAAGUCAGUCGGCUUUGCGCCACAGCCUCUGCAGCCACCCGCGCGCGCCCUGCAGCCGCCCAUGCGCCCUGCGCAACAGCCACCGCAGUCUCCUCACGCCGCCGUCACCCAUCCGCUCCCGCCACCUCCGCCGCUGCAGCAACACCUGCCAUACCAACCUCGCAUCAGCGAGGGCCUGCUGUCUACCCCCGGGCAGCCACCGUACCCACCUCGCCACACUGAUGGGCCACUAGCCUUCUCCAGCCGGCCGUCACAGCCUCUGCCAUACCCACCUCGUCACGGCGAGGGCCUGUCGGCGCUCCCUGGACAGCCACCGCUGCCGUACCAGCCUCGUUCCACCGGCUUCCCCGGCCAGCAACAGCUGUACCCGCCUCGCUCUGGCGACAGCUUGCCCCUCUUCCCCGGACAGCCGCAGCAGCACCCCCCUCCUCGGCCCAGCGAUGCUGCCGCCGACAUGCCGGUGUGGAAGAGGGGCGAUAAGGAAUUCAAGGAGGAGCUGAUGAGGGUGAUGACAGGGAUCGCCAAGAUGGUGGAACCAUUGACCGACAAGAACGGCUUCUUCCCCUACCACCUCUUCCGAGCACCGUGAGCAUGUAGUUUGCAGAACAGAGGUCGCAGCAGCUUCAGGGAAUAGCUGCAUUGUAUCUGUUGGGCCGAAGAGAGGAGAAGAGGUGCCCUGUCCUGUCUCCUGUUGUGGUAGCGUAUGCACUCCAUCUAGACUCUAAAUCUUAGACUCGUCUACUCGGAGAUGGUUGUAGUGCUUGUUGGUGUUUUACAUCCUCUUCGUCUUUGUCCUAAAAAAAUUCCCUGCUUUUAGCAGUUUAUUUGCUUUAACAUUUCUGCGUAUAAUUCCUCGAGAAAAACAUUUUCCGCGCA